Molecule: messenger RNA, 4673 nt
Organism: Pteropus alecto (black flying fox)
Lineage: Eukaryota; Metazoa; Chordata; Mammalia; Chiroptera; Pteropodidae
Product: cadherin-23
Exons: 34
Coding region: 354-4565 (1403 amino acids)
Biological process (GO): homophilic cell-cell adhesion
Cellular component (GO): plasma membrane
Molecular function (GO): calcium ion binding
Source: RefSeq, a predicted model, not a curated record
CUGGGCGCGAGCUGCGAGCGCGAUGCUCAGAGAGAAGACGCGUCCGACGGCUGUCGGGCGCUGAGCGGGGCGGGGAGAGGUGGCCGGCCCUGGGCAUGGAGCUCGGGGGUGCAGAGCCUCAGGACAUUUGGGACGCGCCUCGCGCGCCUGAAGUUGCAGCCGGCAAGAGGCUAGCGGCCAGCGGACGGCCCAAGGGGACCCCGGAGCGGCCCGCGCGCCGCUGAUGAUCCUUCGCGCCGGCAGCGAGACACGGAGGUGGCCAGCAUCCGAGCAGGCGGCCCGUGAGGGCCGAUCCGGCGGAGAGCAGAGCCCGAGGCGCGGCGUAGCGCCUCUUCGCACAUGCACACGGAGCCAUGAGGUGCCACGUCACCACCAGCUGCCAUGUGAUCUGGCUUUUUGUGCUGAUCUCUGGAUGCUGGGGCCAGGUGAACCGACUGCCCUUCUUCACCAAUCACUUCUUUGACACAUACCUGCUGAUCAGUGAGGACACGCCUGUGGGUUCCUCUGUGACCCAGUUGCUGGCCCGAGACAUGGACAAUGACCCCCUGGUGUUUGGCGUGUCCGGGGAAGAAGCUUCCCGCUUCUUUGCUGUGGAGCCGGAUACAGGUGUGGUGUGGCUCCGGCAGCCGCUGGACAGAGAGACCAAGUCGGAGUUCACAGUGGAGUUCUCUGUCAGCGAUCACCAGGGGGUGAUUACACGGAAGGUGAACAUCCAGGUUGGGGAUGUGAAUGACAAUGCACCCACAUUUCACAAUCAGCCCUACAGUGUCCGCAUUCCUGAGAACACACCGGUGGGGACACCCAUCUUCAUCGUGAACGCCACAGACCCCGACCUGGGUGCAGGAGGCAGCGUCCUUUACUCUUUCCAGCCCCCCUCCCAGUUCUUUGCCAUCGACAGCGCCCGCGGCAUUGUCACGGUGACCCGGGAGCUGGACUACGAGAUCACACAGGCCUACCAGCUCACCGUCAACGCCACGGAUCAAGACAAGACAAGGCCUCUGUCCACUCUGGCCAACUUGGCCAUCAUCAUCACAGAUGUCCAAGACAUGGACCCCAUCUUCAUCAACCUGCCUUACAGCACCAACAUCUAUGAGCAUUCUCCUCCGGGCACGACUGUGCGUAUUAUCACCGCCAUCGAUCAAGAUAAAGGACGUCCCCGGGGGAUUGGCUACACCAUUGUCUCAGGGAAUACCAACAGCAUCUUUGCCCUGGACUACAUCAGUGGGGCGCUGACCUUGAAUGGCCUGCUAGACCGGGAGAACCCCCUUUAUAGCCAUGGCUUUAUCCUGACUGUGAAGGGCACGGAGCUAAAUGAUGACCGCACCCCAUCCGAUGCCACAGUCACCACGACCUUCAAUAUCCUGGUUAUUGAUAUAAAUGACAAUGCCCCAGAGUUCAACAGCUCCGAGUAUAGUGUGGCCAUCACUGAGCUGGCACAAGUCGGCUUCGCCCUCCCCCUCUUCAUCCAGGUAGUGGACAAGGACGAGAACUUGGGCUUGAACAGCAUGUUCGAGGUGUACCUGGUGGGAAACAACUCCCACCACUUCAUCAUCUCCCCCACCUCUGUACAAGGGAAGGCAGACAUUCGCAUCCGGGUGGCCAUCCCUCUGGACUAUGAGACCGUGGACCGCUACGACUUUGACCUCUUUGCCAACGAGAGUGUGCCUGACCAUGUGGGCUAUGCCAAGGUGAAGAUUACCCUCAUCAACGAGAAUGACAACCGGCCCAUCUUCAGCCAGCCACUGUACAACAUCAGCUUGUAUGAGAACGUCACCGUGGGAACCUCUGUGCUGACAGUCCUGGCAACGGACAAUGAUGUGGGCACCUUCGGGGAAGUCAACUACUUCUUCAGCGAUGACCCUGACCGGAAACUCCUCAGUGCCCCGGGAGAGCACUGUGGCCCUGUGGCCAGAGCACUGAGCUGGGAUUCGGAACCCGAGGGCACCGCCGCUGGUGCAGCCCUGGUCGUGGCAACAGAUGAAGACUCCCCUCCCAACAACCAGAUCACCUACAGCAUCGUCAGUGCCUCCGCCUUUGGGAGCUACUUCGACAUCAGCGUGUAUGAGGGCUAUGGAGUGAUCAGCGUGAGCCACCCGCUGGAUUAUGAACAGAUACCUAAUGGGCUGAUUUAUCUGACGGUCAUGGCCAAGGACGCUGGCAACCCACCUCUGAACAGCACUGUCCCCGUCACCAUCGAAGUGUUUGAUGAGAACGACAAUCCUCCCACCUUCAGCAAGCCUGCCUACUUCGUCUCCGUGGUGGAGAAUAUCAUGGCAGGAGCCACAGUGCUGUUCCUGAAUGCCACAGACCUGGACCGCUCCCGAGAGUACGGCCAGGAGUCCAUCAUCUACUCCUUGGAAGGCUCCUCCCAGUUUCGGAUCAACGCCCGCUCAGGUGAAAUCACCACCACCUCUCUGCUUGACCGUGAGACCAAGUCCGAAUACAUCCUCAUCGUACGAGCAGUAGACGGGGGUGUGGGCCACAACCAGAAAACUGGCAUUGCCACUGUCAACAUCACCCUCCUGGACAUCAAUGACAAUCACCCCACCUGGAAAGACGCUCCCUACUACAUCAACCUGGUGGAGAUGACCCCUCCAGACUCUGAUGUGACCACGGUGGUGGCCGUGGACCCAGACCUGGGAGAGAACGGCACCCUGGUGUACAGCAUCCAGCCGCCCAACAAAUUUUACAGCCUUAACAGCAGCACAGGCAAGAUCCGAACCACCCACGUCAUGCUGGACCGCGAGAACCCCGACCCACAGGAGGCGGAGCUCAUGCGCAAGAUCAUCGUCUCCGUCAGGGACUGUGGCAGGCCCCCCCUGAGAGCCACCAGCAGUGCCACAGUGUUUGUGAACCUCUUGGACCUCAAUGACAAUGACCCCACCUUUCAGAAUCUACCUUUUGUGGCCGAGGUGCUUGAAGGCACCCCUGCAGGGGUCUCUGUCUACCAGGUGGUGGCUGUCGACCUGGACGAGGGCCUGAAUGGGCUGGUGUCCUACCGCAUGCAGGUGGGCAUGCCCCGCAUGGACUUCCUUAUCAAUAGUAGCAGCGGCGUGGUGGUCACCACCACGGAGCUGGACCGCGAACGCAUCGCUGAGUACCAGCUGCGGGUGGUGGCCAGCGAUGCAGGCACACCCACCAAGAGCUCCACCAGCACACUCACCAUCCGAGUGCUGGAUGUGAACGAUGAGACGCCCACCUUCUUCCCUGCCGUGUACAAUGUCUCCGUGUCCGAGGACGUGCCACGGGAUUUCCGGGUGGUCUGGCUAAACUGUACCGACAACGACGUGGGCCUCAACGCUGAGCUCAGCUACUUCAUCACAGGUGGAAACGUGGAUGGGAAGUUCAGUGUCGGCUACCGCGACGCCGUUGUGAGAACGGUGGUGAGCCUAGACCGGGAGACCACAGCUGCAUACACGCUCGUCCUGGAGGCCAUCGACAACGGCCCAGUAGGCAAGCGGCACACAGGCACAGCCACUGUGUUCGUCACUGUCUUGGACGUGAAUGACAACCGGCCCAUCUUUCUGCAAAGCAGCUACGAGGCCAGUGUCCCCGAGGACAUUCCUGAGGGCCACAGCAUUGUUCAGUUAAUGGCCACAGAUGCCGACGAGGGCGAGUUCGGGCGUGUGUGGUACCGCAUCCUUCAUGGUAACCAUGGCAAUAACUUCCGGAUCCACAUCAGCAGUGGACUUCUGAUGCGAGGACCCCAGCCCCUGGACCGGGAGCAGGACUCAUCCCACGUGCUGAUAGUGGAGGCCUACAACCACGACCUGGGCCCUAUGCGGAGCUCUGUCAGGGUGAUAGUAUAUGUGGAGGAUGUCAAUGACGAGGCCCCUGUGUUCACACAGCAGCAGUACAGCCGCCUGGCUCUUCGAGAGACCGCAGGCAUUGGCACAUCGGUCAUUGUCGUUCGAGCCACAGACCGAGACACUGGGGAUGGCGGCCUGGUAAACUACCGCAUCCUGUCAGGCGCAGAGGGGAAGUUCGAGAUUGACGAGAGCACGGGGCUCAUCAUCACCGUGGACUACUUGGACUAUGAGACCAAGACCAGCUACCUGAUGAACGUGUCCGCCACUGACCAAGCACCCCCCUUCAACCAGGGCUUUUGCAGUGUCUACAUCACUUUGCUCAAUGAGCUGGAUGAGGCCGUGCAGUUCUCCAACACCUCCUACGAGGCCUCCAUCUUGGAGAACCUGGCACUGGGCACUGAGAUUGUGCGGGUCCAGGCCUACUCCAUUGACAACAUCAACCAGAUCACCUAUCGCUUUGAUGCCUACACCAGCGCCCAGGCCAAAGCCCUCUUCAAGAUAGAUGCCAUCACGGGUGUGAUCACAGUCAAAGGCCUGGUGGACCGGGAGAAAGGUGACUUCUACACCUUGACGGUGGUGGCAGAUGACGGUGGCCCCAAAGUAGACUCCACUGUGAAGGUGAGUAGCCUGUGGACUGGGGCUCUUCCCUGUGCUGUUGGCUGUGUGGCCAAUGCUGGCUUGGGCCUUGCCUGGUGCUGGAACUUCCUGCCUCCCAUGAAGAAAAGACACGUAGAUGGGUCUGCAGCGGGUCCCUGAUCAGACCCUUCACAGCCAUCCCAGUCCAGACCCCUCUCGGGCAUGUACCCUAUGUCUAGCUCUGCUCUCUCUGCCUUCUGUGUCCUGCCGAGCACCCAUGGGAUCCUG